Molecule: messenger RNA, 912 nt
Organism: Ilyonectria robusta
Lineage: Eukaryota; Fungi; Ascomycota; Sordariomycetes; Hypocreales; Nectriaceae
Exons: 3
Coding region: 169-792 (207 amino acids)
Source: RefSeq, a predicted model, not a curated record
GACGGAAACCCCAAUUUUAGCUUACGCUAUCAAGCCACGGAGACCUGCAAGUAACACGAACACGAGCCGUUUGUCAACAUUCUCGCACACUUAUUUGACAGUGGAUUGUGCCGCCUCGGAAAAAAGAUGACAAGCCAAUGACAAUAAAGGCUUGCUUCUGCACCCGAGAUGUCACACAGCAGGUGUGAUUUAUCGAGAAUACGGGAAUGGAGUGUGAGCAUUACGUCUCCCCCUUCCCACGCAUGCUUGCGUGGCAAUACACCUUCUUCCCCGCCCGAGUCGGCCGAUGUUAAGUGCAAUCCUCUUCCCGAUAUAAUCUCUCACGUCUCAUUGACUGCGGAUAACUGCAUUCGAUGCUCAAACAAAAUCACUGUUUGUGCCCUUGGUCCAGCAUCCAUUGGCACGAUGUCUAGCGGCACCUUUUCACCUCCUGUGUCACCCCCCUCUACCGCAUCAAGCACGUCGACGCUGCGGGAUCUGGAGCUCGAGUUCCAGGCACUUCGAGACGAAAGCUUAAGCUACGAGGACGACGUUGAAUUCCGCAUCUUUAUCAACGUACUAGACCUCGUGGAUGCGGUGGUCGUUGAACGGUCUCCGCUGCGCGGCAUGAGGAGGCGAUCGUUUGGUCGACUGCUUGGGGGCUUCCGGAAACGAUCAGAAAAGACUUUUGAACCGAUCAUCAUCUCAAGCAGCGUGGCUUGCGUCGAGCCCAGUACCUAUCGGCAAGUUUGGGCGGUGGACAUGAGUGGGGUUGUUCGAGAAGCAAACGGCGAGAAUCUUUCUCUCUCAUAAAGUUUGUUCAGAAUUGCUUGCAGGGAUAUGGUCUCCUUCGUGGUAUCCUGGUCUUGCGCUGUUUCGAUGUUCAUCCCCAGCAACGAUUACAUUAGCAGGGAGACAAGAAACAGACUCUUC